Pyrenophora tritici-repentis Pt-1C-BFP is the source of this 1471-nucleotide messenger RNA. Its product is annotated as sarcosine oxidase. Lineage: Eukaryota; Fungi; Ascomycota; Dothideomycetes; Pleosporales; Pleosporaceae. Gene Ontology annotation, molecular function: sarcosine oxidase activity; flavin adenine dinucleotide binding; L-pipecolate oxidase activity. The record is from RefSeq and is a predicted model, not a curated record.
GUUUGCUUUUGUAUCCCUACUGCAUCUUCCAUAAUGGCGUCUUCUGCAUCUUCCCAGAUACCCUCGUCCAUCUUGAUUGUCGGAAGCGGUGCUUUUGGGCUUUCUACUGCAUAUUCUCUAUGUCGAAACCCCCUGUUCAAUCACACUUCAAUCACUGUUGUAGACCGUCAUCCGUUUCCUACUCCAGAUGGCUCCAGCAUUGAUACCUCACGAAUCAUCCGUCCAGACUAUGCAGCCGCACGCUACACCCGCCUCGCUACUAUCGCCCAGAACCACUGGCGAACCGAUUUCGCGACCGAACACUACCAUGAGGUUGGACUAUGUGUGACCGCCUGGGGUCCCGAGCAAAAAUACGUUUCCGAAUCUCUCGCAAACGUCCGCGCCAUAGGAACAGAUAAGGUCGAGGUGCUCAAUUCAGCAGAGGAUAUCCAGAAAGCAUGCGGCUUGGAAGGCAAGGAUCCUUGGGGCAAUGGCAGCACAGGAUACGUCAACUGGAGUUCAGGCUGGGCCAACGCUGAAGGUGCCAUGAUGUGGCUGCGCGAAAAGGUGGAAAAGCUGAAAAGAGUCAAUUUUGUAACGAAGCCCGUACAAAAACUUCUGAUCGACCAUAAAACCAACACCGUUUCCGGCGUUCGGCUCAGCGACUCGAGUGAAUUGAAGGCAGACCUUACCAUGCUGGCAGCAGGAGCAUGGACAGCGUCUCUCAUUGAUCUGCGUGGAAUCUGCAAGGCAACUGGCCAAACACUGUGUUACAUGCCAAUCUCUGAAGAGGAGGAAGCCAAAAUGUCUAAGCAGCCGACUAUCCUAAAUCUCUCCCAUGGUCUCUUCAUGAUUCCUCCUCACAAGGGAUUGCUCAAAGUAGCGCGACACGGCCAUGGCUACAUCAAUCCAACUACAAUUCCACACCCAGAAUCAGAAGACCCGAACGAGACGAUUACAGUCUCUCUGCCCUAUACCUCUUUCGAUGAUCCAUCGCAAGCAGCACCGAUUGAAGGACAGCGACAAUGCCGCAAUUUUCUGGCUGCUAUUCAUCCCUCACUUGCUACACCCUCGCGGCCAUUUACCAAGUCUAAGAUCUGUUGGUACACUGAUACAAGAGACGGUGACUUUUUGAUCUCGUACCACCCCAAGUACAAGGGAUUGUUUGUAGCGACGGGUGGCUCAGGACAUGGUUUCAAGUUCCUGCCAGUCAUUGGUGACAGUAUCGUGGAGUGUAUACAAGGGCGGACACCGGAAGACUUCAAGGGCCGUUGGGAGUGGCCGGCUGAGCGAAUCCCGGAAGAGCAGUGGGCCGGUGAUGGAAGUCGGGGUGGCCCGGUUGGGAUGGUGUUGCAAGAUGAAAUGGCUAAAAGCCAGGGCAAGUUGUAGAUGAUGGUUAUGGUCGAAAAUCUGUUCAAUAUGUAAAUAUGUCCUGACACAUACGUCUUAGCCCUUUCGUAGAUAUAUAUAAUCUCCCUAUAUAUGCCCCUCU